CCAAUUCGGCCCGAGCUUCCCUAUUCUCUCGUCCCACUUCAACCAUCUCGCCGGUCGCCGCGGCCACUUCAACCAUCUCGACCGCCGGCCGACGCCCUCACCAGUGCCCCGGACCCGACGUCCUCGCAAUCUUCCCCGCAAACUCCUCCCUCACCAGCUCUCCCGGAUCCGCCGCCGCCUUCCCCAAUCAGGAGCUCGUCGCCGGCGCUCUGCCUCCCGACGCCCCGGAUCCGCCGCCGCGGCCUCACACCGUCCCGGAUUCGUGCCCCAAGCCAAGUCGUUGUAGCUCCCGAAGGGAUCCCUCAGCACGCCCGCUUCUUCCUCCACUCCAAUCGCUAGCCUAAGAACAGGGGUUAAGAUAAGCAACAGUGAUCUGUCCCACUUGGUGAAUGCCUUGUUACUAUGACGUAGAUGACAUCCUCAUGGAGGAGGAGUCUAUUUCGGUUGUUUUCCAAGUAACUGCAAAUGGUGUUGGCCUGCUAGAUCCUGGUGCUGAAAGGAACACCGUUGACAAGGGUGCUAAGGUAGACCUUCCAUUUUGGCUUGCGCAUGGGAUGCUGUCUCUAGAACAAGCGGUGUCAAUAAGUGUACCUCCUUGCUUCACCCAGAAAACUCGGAAGGAGAUCCAAGCUGAUGCAGCCUGUGUUGAUUUGAGGAUCCGGUGUCCUUACUUUUAUGAGCUAGGAUGCAAGAUUGUUCCUUUAAUUUUCCUAUAUUCUUACACACAAGCCCCAGUGCACCAGAUACGCUCUCAGUCCACAAGUGGUACUGUCGAGGAUAUAAGAACUAUCAACAGGGUGAGUGACAAGAGCAUUGGCCAGUUCUUGCGCUAUGCAUUCACCAGUAGAUACAGGGAGAUACUAAGCAAAUCACACAGUUCUUCCACAAUGACAGUGCCCAAGUUUGUCCCACGCCUUACAAAAGAAGAAACCCAAGUGUUUGAGUCCGCUAGGGAAUCGAUGGCCGCUUUCAAGAAAUGGCGUGUUGGUGGUGCGAGGCUGCAGAAGGCAUCCAUUCUUGGCAGGAAGAGGAAGACAAAACUGCCUGAUGGGCCUUCUACUACACCUUGAACUAUGUUCAAGUUGGUUAGAAACUUGAAUGAGAGCGCUUGAGCAGCUGACCUGAUGUAUGUGCGCUUGUUUGUUGGUCUGUUGCUUCAGGAAAACCAAAAAGAUAUGAAAGCAAUAUUCGUCUGAGAUCAGACACUGUGUAUCCUAUCUGGUGCAGGUAUGACAUGCACGUUGUCUGGCUGCAAA
This is a messenger RNA of Brachypodium distachyon (stiff brome), 1256 nucleotides long. Its product is annotated as probable DNA replication complex GINS protein PSF3. The record is from RefSeq and is a predicted model, not a curated record. The coding region runs from base 390 to 1070 and encodes 226 amino acids. Gene Ontology annotation, cellular component: GINS complex. Gene Ontology annotation, biological process: mitotic DNA replication initiation. The transcript has 8 exons. Lineage: Eukaryota; Viridiplantae; Streptophyta; Magnoliopsida; Poales; Poaceae.